AUGUGGGAACCCGAGGCCCCUGGUUCGAAGGCAGGUGUUGAGGGGGACAAUCACAAGGCCAAUGGUGGGGGGUCGGGUCAGGGAGGGCAUUCGGGUACCCGUGAUGAGCUACUUGAAUCUGCUGCUUCAGCUAUGGUUGGUUUCUCUGCAGUCAACAAGAAGAGAAGGAUGCCCAGACAAAGGAGAUCAACUUCUACCUUCCAUACUCUUCUGGCUUAUGCUUUCUCCAUUUUCUCUUCCCCCAGCUCCCACGUGCCAACGUUGACUCUCCCCCCACGGGUGUUUGAUAGAGGCAGGUUAAGAUUCCUUUUCCAGAAGGAACUCAAGAACAGUGAUGUAAGCUCCCUCAAAAGAAUGGUACUGCCAAAGAAAGCAGCAGAAACUUUCCUUCCUGUGCUGGAUUCCAAGGAAGGAAUUUUUAUAAGCAUGGAUGACUUGGAUGGUUUACAUGUUUGGAGCUUUAAAUACAGGUAUUGGCCGAACAACAACAGCAGGAUGUAUGUACUUGAAAAUACAGGAGAAUUUGUUAACGUACACGGGUUACAACUCGGAGACUCUAUCUUGGUCUACCAAGACAACCAAAACCAGAAUUAUGUUAUUCAAGGGAAAAAGGCCUCCGAUGGCGAUGUAUUUAACUUGGGGAGCAAUAUUGUUGUCAAUGAGCUCGUUGUUGAUCGUGAUUCGUGUGAGAUUAGCAAGUCCAAUUCCUUGUAUGGUCCUGUAGAGGAUAUUGAUGGAGUAGGAGGCAUGUCAUUUGUCUAUGACACAAGUUUCACUAACGACUGCUCGCCCCUAGACUUUUUGGGUGGAUCGAUGACCAACUACCCCAGGAUUGGGCCUCCGGAGAACUUUGGAUCGGUGGAGAACCUCGGACUCGAUGACUUCUAG
Tripterygium wilfordii is the source of this 888-nucleotide messenger RNA. Its product is annotated as B3 domain-containing transcription factor FUS3-like. Gene Ontology annotation, molecular function: DNA binding; DNA-binding transcription factor activity. The record is from RefSeq and is a predicted model, not a curated record. NCBI's taxonomy places the organism in Eukaryota, Viridiplantae, Streptophyta, Magnoliopsida, Celastrales, Celastraceae. The transcript has 6 exons. Bases 1 to 888 code for a protein of 295 amino acids.